Messenger RNA from Lathyrus sativus (Indian pea), 1698 nucleotides. Lineage: Eukaryota; Viridiplantae; Streptophyta; Magnoliopsida; Fabales; Fabaceae. The record is from the annotation of a GenBank genome assembly.
AUGGAAUCUCCUUUUCCCCCUGAACAAACAAUAAGUUUGAGUCAAAAUACUGAAGCUACCCCUUACCUUAGCCUUCAGUUACAAAGAGUUGAACAAAAUCAAGUUACUCUUAAGGAAUUAAAUUCAGUCAUCAGGUCUCAAAAUUAUACCAAUGUUUACCUUGUUUGCUUAGGAGAACAAAUUAUCUCCAUGGAAAAAGAUCUCUUAUCCAUAAAAGAUCUUUUAGAAAAACAAAUAGAGCGUCAAGAUAUCAUUAUUGACCACAUAAAUAAACCUAAAGACCAAAUAUCCACAUCCACUAUUUCGGAUGUUCCUAUAGUGCAACCUCCUGUUUCCAUAGAAGGAUUUAAAAUGGAAACUAACGGAGAAGAAUUUGUUCGUAUUUUAGAACAAAAACUAAAAGGACUUAAUAUCACUGUCAUGUCCCGUGAAGAUUAUUCUGAGGAUAAUAAUGACAACCAUAUUGACCAGCUUGCUGAUAUGUUUGCUAAUUUAGACAUUAGUAACCUUGAUAUUAAUACUAAUAGUAUUAAUAAUACUAAUAGUAUAAAUCCUGUUUAUUCCCCAAGGCCUAUAGAAAAGUAUUAUUACAAGCGUCCCUCACCGCAAGAUUUGCUUUUUGAGGAAUCAGAACCUUUCCAGAAUUCUUAUUCAGGAAAAGCCAUUUAUGAAUGGAAUGUUGAUGGUCUUAAUGACAAACAAAUUAUAGAUACUAUCCAUAGGAUGAUCAUGUACUCUACUAUUUGCAAGCAACAUGGAAAUUCUGAUGCUUCAAUAGCAUCCUUUAUAACAACAGGAUUUGUUGGCCAACUUAGAGGCUGGUGGGAUCAUUAUCUCACUGAAUCUCAAAAAUUAGAGAUUAUUAAUCAUAAAAAAAUCGUUAAGAGCGAACCAAGAACUAGUACGAGCACUAUUGUGGCUACAACCACCACAGGAGAAGAAGAUGCAGUGUAUACACUGUGUCUCUCCAUCUUACAACAUUUUGUAGGAACCAAUGUCCCCAUUGGAGAAAAAAUCCAGACACAUCUCCAAAACCUUAGGUGUCCUUCUCUCACCCACUUUAGAUGGUAUAAGGAUACUUUUCUUUCAAGAGUUUAUCAAUUAAACAAUCCCAAUUAUUUUCACUGGAAAGCAAAAUUUAUUGAUGGAUUACCUCAUUUCUUUUCUGAGAAAGUUAGACAAUCCUUAAGACAGAAAAAUGAUGGGAUAAAUAUAAAUUAUUCAGAUCUUACUUAUGGUCAUAUAAUUAGCACUUGUGUUAAUGAAGGAUUAACUUUAUGUAAAGACAUAAAGCUUAGAAAUCAACUCAAAAAGCAAAAGCUCUCUGAAAAACACCAAAUUGGUGAAUUUUGUGAGCAAUUUGCUUUUGAUCUUGGAAAAUCUCCAGAUAAUAAAAAGAAAAAAGGAAAAAUAUUCCGCAAUAAACCUUAUAGGGAUAAGCCAAAAAAUUCUUAUAAAAAUUCUUAUAAGAAUAAGAAAAGGGGUCACUACAAUAGAGGUAGACCUAAAGAAAAAUCUUUUGACCCUAAAGGUAAAAGAAAAGCCAAAAGGCUUGACAUAACAUGUCAUAAAUGUGGCAAACCUGGCCAUUAUGCCAACCAAUGUUGGACUAAAAAAGCUCUUAAUGAGAUAGAAGAUGAACAAUUACGUUCUCAAUUAGAGAAAGUUUUACUUCUCAAUUCUGAUUCUGAAGAUUAG